Molecule: messenger RNA, 2619 nt
Organism: Chiloscyllium plagiosum (whitespotted bambooshark)
Lineage: Eukaryota; Metazoa; Chordata; Chondrichthyes; Orectolobiformes; Hemiscylliidae
Gene: chrdl2
Product: chordin-like 2
Biological process (GO): negative regulation of BMP signaling pathway; cell differentiation
Molecular function (GO): BMP binding
Source: RefSeq, a predicted model, not a curated record
AUUAGACUGUCAGAGAGGCUUGGGGAUAUGACUUCAUUGUCUGCAUGUGUGCUGCCCAGAAAUUCACACACGCACAGUCCUACACACAAGGUGCUCAAUUUUCUGUUUGUUUUGUGUUAAGGGGUGGAUUUUGAAGAAGACAAUCGCUGAUCUACCAAACUAGUUGGAACUGCACAGUUGAACUGAUUCUUUGAUCCGAGCUGCUGUGCCCCUGAGCAACUCGGGCAUACCCCAGACCGUUUGAAAAACCUGCCGUCAGCCAGUACGGAGGACAGUGCAUUGUAUGAACGCGCUGUGUAACUGGACCGACUUCCCGGGCAGAAAGGGGACCAAUAAUAAGCGCCUAAACACUGCAGCGUCAACAGCUGCCGCUUUCGCCAGCAACAUACCAAGAGUGUUGCCAGAAAAUACUGGAUGACAUCUCCAGUAACUCAGGCGGAGUUGCAUCAGGAAUUAAAGGUCCUCACUCGUCCACUGGAAACAGACUUCAAAAAUAGAAUGGUCUUGUGCUAGUCAAGCCGAUCAGUCAGAGAGUGAUGGAAAAUAGCAACUGCCCAAUUAAAGAACUGGGAUAUCACAUCUGAAAGAAACACUGAACUAUAGUCAAUCAAUCGGACAGGUUUUGAAGAAGCGCCCGUUUUGCUGAGCAGUUUCCGUGGAGACCUGGCCCCGAACUGUGCGGAAGGAUGAGAGCGAGCUGGAGACUGACGGGCAGAGAAGGGGUCCGCCUGGUCCUUUACUGCGCGCUCAUGUUGCUCAAGGUGGACGCGGGCAAACCCGAGCAGGGCAAGCAGUCCGACGCCUUUUGCGUGUUCCAGGAUAAGAAGUAUCGCUUGGGUGAGAGAUGGCACCCUUACCUGGAGCCCUAUGGAUUCGUGUAUUGUAUAACCUGUCUCUGUUUGGAGAAUGGACACGUGGCCUGCAAUCGAGUGAAAUGCCCAAAUAUUCACUGCUCCAGCCCAGUGACAGUCCCACAGCAGUGCUGUCCUCACUGCGUGCCAGAUGAGCAUCAUAUUCCAGCAGCUGCUAAAAUCGUUGGGAAAUCCUGUGAAUACAACGGCACCAGCUAUCAGCAUGGAGAGAUGUUCGUGGCUGAGGGGCUAUUUCUGUCUCGGCACCCAAACCAGUGUGCCCAAUGCAGCUGUUCGGAAGGAAAUGUGUACUGUGGCUUGAGGACAUGCCCAAAGCUGACCUGUCCAUUCCCAAUAACUGUUCCUGAUUCUUGCUGCCAAGUUUGCAGAGGAGAAGGAGACUCGUCGUGGGACACAGCAGGUGCAGAAAUAUUUCGGCCACCAUCCAACAGGGAAGCAAGACAUUCAUACCAGCGGACUCAAUACGAAUCAUGGGGAGGUUCUGCAAGCUCUAUUGCCAAUUUACCCAGAAUUUCCAACUCGAGGAUUCAUCAAGGCUUGCUAACAGAUCCGCAACAAGGGUCUGGUACUAUUGUGCAAAUAGUGAUUGACAAUAAGCACAGACAUGGCAGAGUUUGUGUUUCAAAUGGGAAAACCUACUCUCAUGGAGAAUCCUGGCAUCCAGUCUUGCGUCUAUUUGGACUAAUGGAAUGUGUGCUGUGUACUUGUAACAUAAGCAAACAGGAGUGUAAGAAGAUCCAUUGUCCAGAUCCCUACCCAUGUAAAUACCCACAGAAAAUCAACGGAAAAUGUUGCAAAGUUUGUCCAGCACCAGAAGUACCAGACUUUUCACAAGAUGGCAGUAAGGAAGUAGGAUGCGAUGAAGAGACUGUUCUCGUUUAUGAAUCACUCUUGACCCAGGAAACAGAUUCUCAGAAAAACAGCAAGAAAAUUGCUAUAGAGAUUGAUAAUCUUCCAGAUGUAGAAAUCCAUGUCUGGCCUCUAGUAAAAGGUGUUCUACACCAUUUUCACGUGGAAAAAAUAUCAAGAAGAGACUUUGAAAAACAAGUUAACCUUGGAUCUUUUAAACCACUCACACGGACUACUCAGAGUCGAUGGAAAAUUUUUAAAGAGGGAGAAGCUCGAAUCAGCCAGUUUUGUAUGGACCAAGAGUGCAAAACAGAGUUGGAAGACUUGCUUAAGGUUUUACAGCUGAACAAGCCAGAAAAGGAGCACUGCUGAAGUGGGGAAGCUCGCGAGGUGGGGGGAUAGUGUUGUCUGUGGUGAGGUACCAUAAUGUUAGAAGGGAAAAUUCAGUUCAUUGAAAACUGGUCUGUAGCUGGACUGCAGUGGGACUCUGGUGAUGAUUGAGAGCACCCCAAAACCAAAAUGUAUACAACAGAAAAAUGAAUAAAGAAAAAUCACUGUGUUAGCUUUCUUUAUUACAAGGAAGAGAGAGAAAAAAAAGUGCCUUCAGAGGCAAUAAAGAAUGGAGAGUGGUCCUAAUGUGUAUUUAUUUGUAUUAUAAAACACUAUUGAAAUUACUUACAUGAUCUUAAUUCUUAGGAUGCAAUUAGUCUGUCAAUGUGUGAAUAAUAUUCAAGUCACACAUAAUGCAUACUUUGGUUUUAUGUAAAAUUUCUUUCUUCAUCAUAUAAAUCUGCGGAAUAUGUUGACAUUACCCUUGAAGGUAUUUGUACUUUAUUUAUGUACUGACAGUUCAUUUUUCUUGAAACUAAUAAAGUAUAGCCAGUUGUAUAACAUUUUA